GGAUACGUGGAGCGUAGAGCUUCCAUAAGCGUUCUGGCCACCGCGCGGUGCGUUCGUGUCGCUCGCCAGCGUUCGAAUUUCGAAUGUUCCCCCACGAGGUUGGAAUCGUCGUAAAUUGAUAAUUUUCACGAAAAAUGGUAUCCGUGACGUAGUGCUGUGUUGUGAGUGACGGAAUGUUUUAAGAGUGACGCAUGUUUGUUUCAAACAUCGACGUCGUUACGUUAAAUGGCACUCGGCCGAUGUAAACACAAAGCCGAAAUGAGAUGAGUAUGCGUGUGGCGUGGGCACGGUGGUACUGGAUCGUUAUAUUCACGACGUGCGCUGCCAGGACUGCGAGCGAUUGGCUAGAUUGCGCUCACAUAUCCACUUGCCGCUGCAAAUGGUCCUCGGGGAAAAAGACAGCCACCUGCGCCUCCAGUGACCUCCGGCGCCCGCCUUCACUUUCUUCCGACAUCCAAGUGCUCGAUCUACACGACAAUCCAUUAAGGAACCUACCUCAAGAAGUAUUCGCUAACAUUGGCUUACUGAAUCUUCAAAGAGUAAAUUUGAGAGCAACCCACUUGAGAUCUAUACAUCCCGACGCAUUUCUAGAAUUAAGAAUACUAAUUGAAGUAGAUUUAGCUGACAACGACCUAUCUAAUCUGCCGAGAGACAUUUUUAGAGGCAACGAAAGACUGCGUUUAGUGGUAUUGAGCAACAAUCCAUUGACGAAUCUAGUUGCAGACCAAUUCCCACCGCUACCGCAUUUACGAAUGCUUCUGCUUGACGGAUGCAGACUACGUUCUUUACACACAAAUUCUUUGCGUAACUUAAAAUCACUAGAGACUAUUGAUUUGCGCAGGAAUCAGCUAACAUUCCUACGUCUAGUAACCUUUUCACUUCCGGCAUUAAAAACUGUUUCGCUGUCGGGCAACCCGUGGCGAUGUGACUGCAGACUACGUGAGUUUAAGGACUGGUUUUUAGAUAGUAAAUUAGGUACUGAGGACUUAGUGUGCGUUGAACCUUCAACAAAAGCGGGAAACAAGUGGCGAAACGUUUCUAGUGAGAGUAUGGCGUGCGCGCCUGAAGUAAGAUCAAGCACAUUGGUUGUGAGGGCAGAAAUUGGAGUAGCAUCAUCGUUUGGAUGUUGGGUUCACGGAGUUCCAAAACCUCAAGUGAUAUGGCUACUAGAUGGUGUAAAUAUCCACAACAGUACCAUUGACUGUGACAUGGAAGAAAACGAAACUCUAAUAGAUGACGAGUCCGAGGAGAGGGUACCUGGUAGCGUCCGCUGGGUGAAUAUAACUCUAAUGAAUGUAACAUCGAGUGCUGCUGGAGAAUGGACGUGUGUUGCCAGAAGUUCGGCUGGCGAAGCAAGAGCUGUUAUAAGUUUAGUAUUACCUCGAUCCCAAACAGCUACUGCUCGUACUGCUCCUGGUAUACCGCAGCUUUUAGGAGUUGUAUUUGGUGCAUUAGGCAUCUUAGCGUCCCUUGGCUUUAUAGCAGCCGUGGCAUGCUGGCAUUUGCGUAGACGAUCAGUGCCCCCUAGUAGAAGCUUUACAGACCAGGAGAAACGUUUGAUUGAUGCGUCAGUGGUCGUUAGUUGUGAUCGAUCGAUUGGAGAUUUGGCAUCCCCUUGUGAUUUUGAAUUGACUGAGCAAUCAAUAUCUGAAGAAAAUCAGCCGAGGGGGUGCGGAUUUGAACCUGUUCAUAUAACAAUAGAAGGAACGCCAGGAGCUUUUCCACCACCCCCAGCAGAGUUUGCUGUUCCAGUACCAUAUGGCAAUAUUUUUAUAUCUGUCCAAGUUUCUGGAAGAGGAGAACCAGGAAAAUAUCCUGAUUUGUUGAGUGGUGGAGCAACUUUACCGAGACGAAGCAAGACUUGCUGUGGCACUCCGGCAUAUGAUAAUAUGGGGCCUAGAGUGACAGCUACUGGAAGUUCAACGUGGUCUUUACCAGGAGCUAGCUCAGAAAAUCUUCAAGUAUCAGAGACUCCCGUUUUAACCCUGCCACCACCACCGCCGGAAUUUGUUUCCCUUUAGCCAAGGCCUCUGGUACUAGACGCCUCGGCAUUGAGGUGACCUGGUACCACCCAACUUUAAGUCAAUUAGACAAUUCCCCAAUUUUAAUCGAUUUAUUAUAAUAUCUACGUGAUUCAUAUAAAUGUAAAUACUAAAGUGCUAAGUUUGAACGAUGUGUGACAUCUUGUGAGAUAUAAGUAAGGUGGUUAUCAAUAAAAAAAUUAAAAUUGCAUAUAAGGAAAUUGUUAUUGUGUUGGGACACUGAGUGCUCUGAAGGGAGUAUGAUGUUUUGUUUCAUUUGUGGAGAAAGUGUAUAUACCUGUCAAUUUGAAAUAUGUCUUUUUUAUUAAAGUUAAAAUAUUAUGAACAAUUAUUUAAUGAGUUAAUACAAAAACGGCGAAAUUAUCUAAGUUAUUCUAUUGAUUAAACCAUAUUAAAAGGCAAAUGAAUAGCGCGAUUUAUUCGCUUCUACUUAUUGUUUUAGAUGUUUCGGAAUUUUCAGUGAGUUGUUAUCAAUGUUCAACUUUAAGUAGAUGUAGUAUUGGUAAUAAAACAUUCACAAUUUUCCAAUAUCUCCAGAAAUGAAACAACAAUGAUUUUGUCAAAUUUAUUUCGUAGAUGUUAUUUUAUCUCUUUUGCAUAAGUGUCUUCCCAACUUUUGUAAAUAUGUAUUAUUUAUUCGAAUUGUACAAUCUUCCCAAACAUAAGACUGACCCUUUUUGUCUUUUUUGUCUCUCUUUGUAACUUGACAAGUAUGUAUAGAGCUGUACACUCCACUUAAGUAUUCAACAGCAUAGCUUCUAAAUAUUUCUUUCAAAGUAAAUUAUCUAAUGUAAAGAAAAUAAACUGAUCAGGAUAUUUUUUGCUGUUUUAUUGUAAUACUUCUUUGAGUAACAAGAAUUUUUUUCACUCAGCGAAUCGAAAAUCGAAUAAUCUUUUAAAAGACUCCAGAUGAAUAGCAG
This is a messenger RNA of Chilo suppressalis (striped riceborer), 2962 nucleotides long. Lineage: Eukaryota; Metazoa; Arthropoda; Insecta; Lepidoptera; Crambidae. The record is from the annotation of a GenBank genome assembly.